AUGCAAGAAUUACCUUGCGAAUGUCUCGAGAAUCCUUCAGUUCGUCUCGACGUGGCUAAACGAUCGUGGAUGUCCGCCCAGACAUUGGUCGGAAUUGUUGUCUUCCAGCCAUACGUCAAAUACUUCACGGAGAGAGAGGAACUGGGCCAAACAACGGCGACAACAAUAAACUAUCUGAAGAAUCUACACACGUUACUGAGCUCGGCCAUCACCUUAUAUGCGCUGGAGGACGAGACUUUCCCAAAAUGUUUCGACGGUCGGCCGAGCCAAACUGUCAUUAAUCGUAUUAAACUGCUUCAGAAGAAGCUAAAAAUAUUUUAUAGUAAGAAAAUCAAACAGCAGUCGGGAGACUUGUUCCGCAGGAAGACUGCCGAAGCUCUCGUUCUCCCCGAGUACACGGACAUUGAAAACGUUAUGGCAAAAAUAGACGUUGACCUACCGCCGUUCCUUGACCAGUUGGAGGAACACUUCGGCCCCGGUGGUAUAGUCAAGGUCUCUAGCAAUAAGACGUCCACGCCAGCGCAGAAACACCUCUCCGGGAUUUGGCGAAAGGUCGUUUGUGGCUUGUCCAUCCUUCUUUUGUGGACCUCGAAGCAGAGGAGCGGUGUGGUGGCAAAUAUGUUGAUCGAAGAGUGGGAGCGCCGUAAGGUCGAGGGCGAAAAGACUGUGGUGACGGUCUCCACCCACAAGACCGGUUACAAGGAGCCGGCCACCUUAGUAAUAGGACAUGGCAAGGCCGAGCUCAUGGAACGGUACUUUUCACUACGUCAGCGGGUCAUCACGUCCGCGAAACAGUUUUUUGUGACUAACAAUGGCGAGAGAGUCACAAAAUUGUAUGACGACGUUAAUAAAAUUUACGGUUCACGCUUGUCGGCCAGCGUUUUUAGACGGAUGGUCGAAACAAAAUCCAGAGAGCACCACCCCGACUUGAGCAAGUCGGUGGCGGUUGCACUCCAGCACGGAGCUCAAGUUUUACAGGCUGCCGGACACCAAUGA
Macrosiphum euphorbiae (potato aphid) is the source of this 996-nucleotide messenger RNA. The record is from the annotation of a GenBank genome assembly. Lineage: Eukaryota; Metazoa; Arthropoda; Insecta; Hemiptera; Aphididae.